This is a messenger RNA of Pogona vitticeps (central bearded dragon), 1792 nucleotides long. The record is from RefSeq and is a predicted model, not a curated record. Lineage: Eukaryota; Metazoa; Chordata; Lepidosauria; Squamata; Agamidae.
UCCGCAGCUCGACUUGCUGGAAUCCCCCGAGGGGUGCCCCUCUCCUCUGGAGCUCAAGUCUGCCCCCAGUAAGAAGAUGUGGGUCAAGCUCCGGGCACUGCUACGAUACAUGGUGAAACAAUUGGAGACGGGAGAAGUGAAUAUCGAGGAGCUGAAGAAGAACUUGGAGUAUACUGCUUCUUUGCUUGAAGCUGUUUACAUCGAUGAGACCAGGCAGAUCCUGGACACGGAAGAUGAACUCCAGGAGAUCAAGUCUGAUGCGGUUCCCUCGGAGGUGCGGGACUGGCUGGCCUCCACGUUCACCCAGCAGACACGUGCCAAGGGGCGCCGUUCUGAGGAGAAGCCCAAGUUUCGUAGCAUUGUCCAUGCUGUUCAAGCUGGCAUCUUUGUUGAGAGGAUGUUCCGUCGGACGUACACGGCUGUGGGGCCCAACCAUUCUCCCUCCGUCAUCAACUGCCUGAAGACUCUCGACCUCUGGUUCUUUGAUGUCUUUGCACUGAACAAAGUGAGCGAGGACCAUGCCUUGCGUACCAUUGUCUUUGAGCUGCUCACCCGUCACAAUCUCAACAGCCGCUUUAAGAUCCCCACAGCCUACCUCAUGACCUUCCUGGAUGCACUGGAGGCUGGCUAUGGAAAAUACAAGAACCCUUAUCACAACCAGAUCCACGCUGCUGAUGUCACCCAGACUGUACACUGCUUCCUGCUCCGCACUGGCAUGGUGCAUUGCCUUGCAGAGAUAGAAGUCUUGGCUAUGAUCUUUGCAGCUGCCAUCCAUGACUAUGAGCACACAGGUACCACCAACAGCUUCCACAUCCAAACCAAGUCAGACACGGCCAUUUUGUACAAUGACCGCUCGGUGCUGGAGAAUCACCAUAUCAGCGCCGUCUUCCGCAUGAUGCAGGAUGAUGAGAUGAAUGUCCUUGUCAACCUGACCAAGGAUGAAUUCUCGGAGCUCCGGUCGCUUGUGAUUGAAAUGGUUCUUGCUACUGACAUGUCUUGUCACUUCCAGCAAGUUAAGUCUAUGAAAACCUCCCUACAGCAGCUUGAGCGGAUCGACAAGUCCAAAGCACUUUCCUUGUUGCUCCAUGCUGCUGACAUCAGCCACCCUACCAAACAAUGGACCGUGCACUCCCGGUGGACCAAAGCCCUCAUGGAAGAGUUCUUCCGACAGGGAGACAAAGAGGCUGAACUGGGAUUGCCCUUCUCCCCGUUGUGUGAUCGUACAUCCACACUGGUGGCCCAGUCUCAGAUUGGCUUCAUUGACUUCAUUGUGGAGCCCACUUUUCAAGUUCUGACAGAUGUGGCUGAGAAGAUGGUCAUUCCCUUGGUGGAGGAGGGCUCUAAGAACAAAUCCACCGGCCAGCAGAGCAGCUCCCAUUGGCGUCAGCCCUCUGUGGAUGAGCAUGCUGAACUGGGAGACAUCAACGCAGACAUCAACAGCUUCCGUUCCACCUGGACCAAGUACAUCCAAGAGAACAAGCAGAAGUGGAAGGAGCGAGCUGCCAGUGGAAUCACUAACCAGACCUCCAUUGAUGAGCUGUCACCUUGUGAGGAGGAACCGCGCACGCCUGAAAGCCAGCACAAUCAGAAUGGCAAUGUGGAAUAGCACCGCCUGUGUGGGAGCCGGGUGCCCGAUGCCGUUAAAAGUCUUCGAUCCCAUCGACUCCGCACCAUCCGCACAGGGAGGGAGCCACCACCCCUUCGCCCCAGCUCAAGAAGGGUGUGACAUGAAUGCGACCAUCAAUAUUACUAGUAAUAAUAUUAAUGAUAAAUGCAAAUGAUGUUGACAUCA